Messenger RNA from Penicillium waksmanii, 1425 nucleotides. Its product is annotated as Zn(II)2Cys6 transcription factor. Gene Ontology annotation, biological process: DNA-templated transcription; regulation of DNA-templated transcription. The record is from RefSeq and is a predicted model, not a curated record. Gene Ontology annotation, cellular component: nucleus. Gene Ontology annotation, molecular function: zinc ion binding; DNA-binding transcription factor activity, RNA polymerase II-specific; DNA binding. NCBI's taxonomy places the organism in Eukaryota, Fungi, Ascomycota, Eurotiomycetes, Eurotiales, Aspergillaceae. The coding region runs from base 1 to 1425 and encodes 474 amino acids. The transcript has a single exon.
AUGCGAUCCAGCAUCGCUUGCGCUCGGUGCCGGCGUAGUAAGAUCAAGUGCGUCAAUGCCGGCAUCGACACCACCUGCCGCGCUUGCGAAUCCUCCGGUCGAGAAUGUGUCUACCCAACCCCCGCCAUCGGUGUGAGUGGCGCAAAGCGCGACUUGGCUGCCCUGGCCGACGGCGACGAUCGGAAUGGUGACUGGGAUGGCCCGAAACGCCAGCGCUCGCGCAAACUAACUGGCUUGUCGGGCGCCUCCGCCGGUGCCAAAGCCGGUCUCGACGCCCUCGAUGCCUCCGUCUUGACCACCAAGGUCUGGGAAUCCGUCUUCGAUCUCUUCCAAUCUCACUUUGCGACUCUUCUUCCCUUCCUACAUCCCGCGACCUUCCUCGGCCAGAUUCGGCAACUCUCUACACCCGCUCCGCCACUUGCGCCAAUCGAUGGGAUCGAUGCCGCGCGAAAUAAUUCCGGUCUGAAGACAGACCCGUCUUCUUCUCUCAUUCCGUUAGGUGUUUUGGCCCUGACAGCCCGCUUCCACCCGCCGCUGGUCGCCUACCACUCCCCGGCCUCCCCCGGACAUACUUCGAACCCCGUCGCGGCAUCCGAAUACUAUGCAACAGCACUCCGCAGCCGGCUGGCCGGUCUCGAGGGAGUUAGCCUGGCCAUGCCCGAUCUGGCACGGGUUCAAGCGCUGCUAAUGUUGGCCCUGCAUGAGUGGGGCAUGUGUCGCGGCAAGAGCGCCUGGGUGUAUGUUGGAAUGGCCAUUCGUCUGGCCCAGGCCAUGGGCUUGCCCUUUGAAUUGGAGAAUGAGUUUCCCCCGCGUGAUAUGUCCCGCUGCUCCCCCGGCUUCAAGAUGGAGGCAGAUCACUUUGGUGUUCGUCGCCGUUCAGAGGCCAAGGAGGCGACCUCCGACGAUAUCAUUGCUCAAGAAACCAAGCGCCGAACCUUCUGGGCCUGUUUUACCCUGGACCGAUGCCUCAGUAGUGGAAAAUAUCGCCCCCGCAUGAUUCGCGUCAAAGAGCUCGGAAUUCAAUUGCCGAGUGAUAAUGCAUUUGCCUUCGGCGAGCGGGUACGAACGGCCCGACUUAACGAGCCGACGGCUCGCCGACCACCAAGCUUUGGUGCACAGGGGGUUCAGAUCCCAAGCAUCCGCCAAAGUAUAGGGGGCUUCAAUGAUGAGAAACUUCCUCCUACUAACGGAACCCCGGACCCCAAGGCAUGGUCUCCCAUCUCACGCCGUAAGGACUCGAGCGAGGACGAUGUGGAUCGAUGGGAGGUUGGUGCUGAGGAGUCGGUCCUCAGCCGAGUGAUUCGUAUCAUUCGUAUCUGGGGCAGCAUUGCCAAGUGGUCUUGCGCUGGCGGUCGACGAAACGAGCAAUACCCCCCCAUGGCACCCGGAAUCGCGAUUCGCCUCGCUUCGAAUGCAAUUAAAUGA